AUGAUAAAAGAUACACACUAUGAUCAUUUUUUUAAAAUUAUAAUUUUAGGAAAUAAAGAUAUAAAUAAAAAAGAUUUCAUAGAUAAUUCAUUUUCUGAAUUUAAUUUAGAAAAAAAUAAACUUCAACAACAACAAAUAAAUAUUCAACAAACUCUAAAUAGUGAAUCAAAAAUUAGAUUGUUUCAAUAUGGCAAUAAAAGAAUAAAACUACAAUUGUUGAGAUAUGACCCAGGAGUAGGAGAUUCAACUAUUUCUAAAGUAUUUAGAGGAACUCAUUGUUUAAUUGUAAUGUUUGAUAGUAAUAACAAAGACUCUAUUAGUAAUUUAUCUUGUUGGGUUCAAGAAUCAAGGAGGUAUUCAAAGAUUGAUACACCAAUAAUAAUAUUAGGAAUCAAUAAUACUGAUGAUGAACAAAAAUUAUAUGAACAAGAUUUAAUAGAACAAUUGGAUGAAAUUAAAAGAUCAUUCAAUAAUAAUAAUAAUACUGAAAUUCCAAUUUUUCAAAUAACUUUGAAUAAUCCAAACCCCAAUAUAUCUAAGCAACUAUUUGAUAGUAUUUUAAAAGUUUCAAUUGAAUUUCAAAAUAAAAAUGACCCCAAUAAUUUAAUAAAUAGCUCAAAUAAUAAUAAUAUCAUAAAAACAACUGCAACAACUACCACAUCAAAUGACAUGCCAACAACAAUAACUAUAUCACAAUCCCAACAUGUAUCAACCUCAAAUAACCCAAAAAGAAAAACUAAUAUAUUAUCAUUUUUAUUGUUUUGGAGAAAGUAA
Dictyostelium discoideum AX4 is the source of this 774-nucleotide messenger RNA. RefSeq lists its product as hypothetical. The record is from RefSeq and is a predicted model, not a curated record. NCBI's taxonomy places the organism in Eukaryota, Evosea, Eumycetozoa, Dictyosteliales, Dictyosteliaceae. The coding region runs from base 1 to 774 and encodes 257 amino acids. Gene Ontology annotation, molecular function: GTP binding; GTPase activity. The transcript is spliced from 4 exons.